Molecule: messenger RNA, 2860 nt
Organism: Pygocentrus nattereri (red-bellied piranha)
Lineage: Eukaryota; Metazoa; Chordata; Actinopteri; Characiformes; Serrasalmidae
Gene: gnl1
Product: guanine nucleotide binding protein-like 1
Exons: 12
Coding region: 158-1963 (601 amino acids)
Molecular function (GO): GTPase activity; GTP binding
Source: RefSeq, a predicted model, not a curated record
GUUGCAGGGAAAAAAAAGUAACGUUAGCUAGCAUGCGUAGCGUUAGAGUGGUGGAGAAACUUCACCCGCCGUAAAUAAACACAAAACUAAAGCCAAACUAAACAGAACAACAGCCAAAGUGGUCGUGUCUUCGCCGUUUUCGUCCCUUUAGGCGAACAUGCCUCGGAGGAAACCAUUUAGUAACAAACAGAAAAAGAAGCAGCUUCAAGUGAAGCGGGAGAGAAAACGAGGUGAUCCGGGCUCGGGUCAGAACAGCCGGAAUGCGAGUGUGGAGAGGGGAGUGAGACGGGACAGACAGUCAGACACGUCGGACAGUGAGACCACAGACAUUAGGAAGAUCAACCAGCAGCCUGGCACCAGAGACAGCCGUUAUGACCCCAACAGAUACCGCCUCCACUUUGAGAAGGAGAGCAAAGAAGAGGUUGAGAAGCGGAAGAAAAUGGCCCGGGACACAAUUCUGCAACCGGUUCCAGAGCGAGAGCUGGAGAUGGACAUUAACCAAGUCUUCCCUGAAGAGCAAGGGCUGGAUUUCCCACGGCGGCCCUCUUGGCAUUAUGGGAUGCAGCGAGAAGAACUCUUGAGAAAAGAGGAGAAAUCUUUUCAUGAGUUUCUGGAGUCUCUUUAUUCAAAGAACCCUCCUGGAACCCUCAGCCACUUUGAGCACAAUCUAGAGACUUGGAGACAGUUAUGGAGAGUGCUAGAGAUGUCCGACAUCAUUCUUCUCAUAGUGGAUAUCAGACACCCUGUGCUGCAGUUUCCUCCUGCUCUGUAUCACUACAUUACAGGUCCACUGCAGAAGCAGGUAGUUCUGGUGCUGAAUAAAGUUGACCUGUGCCCUGCUCCGCUCGUGUUGGCAUGGAAACACUACAUGACCAAACACUUUCCUCACCUACACUGUGCCUGCUUCACCUCUCACCCAGGACAGCAGUAUAGCACCUUGCUACAGAAGAAGAGGAUGAGGAGAAAGGGGGGGUGGAGCCAAGCAGGAGGACCAAUCCACAUUAUGAGGUCAUGUCAAGAGAUCACAGCAGGAAAGGUUGAUUUAAGUAGCUGGGAGUGUAAGAUACAGAAGGAUGCGGUUGCCGUGGGAACAGAAGGGGACUGGCCUGAUGAUGGGGCAGACACAGUGCUGAUGGAGCACCACAGUGAUGCUGCUAUGGAAAUGAACAGCCCCACACAAGAACUUUAUAAGGAUGGAGUUCUCACAUUAGGUUGCAUAGGUUUUCCUAACGUAGGAAAAUCUUCGGUGUUAAAUAGUUUGGUUGGUCGGAAGGUUGUAAGCGUGUCUCGGACUCCUGGACACACAAAAUAUUUCCAGACGUACUACCUCACCCCCACUGUUAAACUGUGUGACUGUCCAGGACUCGUCUUCCCUUCUCGAGUAAACAAGCAACUCCAGAUUCUGGCUGGUAUCUACCCGGUGUCCCAGCUGCAGGAGCCCUACAGCUCAGUGGGCUUUCUGUGUGAGCGCACUCCUUUUCUCUCCGUACUGAGACUCACACACCCUGAGCAGAGUCCUUGCACGCAACAGGAUCACGACUGGACAGCCUGGGAUGUAUGUGAAGCGUGGGCGGAGAGGAGAGGAUAUAAAACUGCGAAGGCAGCACGGAACGACGUUUAUCGGGCAGCCAACAGUCUGUUGCGGUUGGCCAUAGACGGACGUCUCUGUCUGUAUCUCCGGCCGCCAGGAUAUGCGCUGAACAAAGAUCAGUGGGAAUCGCACCCAGAGCUGGCUGAAAUCGUGGCUCUGCAGGGCCGCAGAACGGAAGAGGAGGAGAGCAGCGAGAGGGACGAGGAGGAGGAGGAGGACGAAUCGAGCUCCGAGCCAGAGGAGGAGGACGACCGAGACGCAGACGACGACGCCGACGGAGACGACGAAGACGAGACCGUGAGGUGCGACAGGAAGAGCAAAGGCUUCACUCUCAACAUGUUCGGCGUUCUGGGAGAGAACGAGUGCGAGUGAGAGAUGAACACCUGCUCAUCUCCUGCUCCGAUUCCAUUUAUCUCCGCCAGUUCCAUUCCUUUUUUUUUUUUUGUUUGUUUGUUUGUUUGUUUUUUUUCCAGAUUGAACAAAUUAGCAGUUCUUUUUUUCCUUUUUUGUAAAACUUUCCUCAAUCAAACUGACUGUGCUGACAAACUUGGACAGACUCACACGUCUUAUACAAUCAAGCCCACAUACAAUAGCUUGUUCAUCAUUCUGGCUCUUCCUGCAGUAUAAAGCAGGUGUGCCGCUGUACCCUAGCCAGCUAUGCUGUGUCAGGUUUGUUUAGUAGCAUCACUUUCUUUCAUGUACGGAUUCAGUCAGGUGCAAUCUCUUUUCUCAUUUGAGAGAUUUAAGAGGGCAGAUUGAGUGUUAUUGCAGUGGUUGAUCGCACAGAUAGAUUCCAAACACUAUCACAGAUGAGUACAAUCAGGGAUCGAUCAAGAACCUGUGAGUGUGCAGCUUUAUUGCCAAAGGCCACUGGGAGGUCAGAAGUCACUAACCUCACUAAGAGGGGAGGGAAAAUAUAUCUGCGAGAGAGUGUAUUUGUUCUGUAGCCUCAUUUCUGUGUGCAGCUUCGAGCAGUAGCAAGAAAGCUGGGUGCAUCUGAGGCAAUAAAGUGGGUACAAGCAAGCAACGAAAUAAAAGAUCAAAGCAGAGGAACAACAAACGUGAAAAAAGAGUGAAGAUCUGAAGCACUUUUAAAGCAAGGAGCUCUAGGCAUUUCUCUGCUCUCCGGACAGACUACACUCAGAGCAAAUAAAUAGGGGGUGGCAAUUCGUAUUCGUACCAAGGACCCAGCAGAGAGUCGUGCAGGAGUGAACGCGCAGACCACAGAUAAACAAGAAAACACAAAACGUUGAGAAGCUUUUUGGUCCC